AUGGAUAAUUGUGUUUAAUAAAAUUGUGAAGAAAAUCAAUUGUGUGACAAAUAACAUUGUAAUUAAUAAAAAGAUGCUUAAUAACAAUUAGGUUCCAAUACUAAUUGUUGUGAAUCUGAAGAGUAAAUCAAAAAUAAUGUAAAACAAAGAUAUGGAGAAAUAUGUGAACAAAAACUAUCAAUAAAUUCAGGUUGUUGUAGUACUUCUGGUUGUGGAACUAUAGAUUAUGCUUUAUUUGCAGAAAAAUAUUAAAAUUUGUAAGGAUAUAUUCCAGAAGCUGACUUAGGAUUAGGAUGUGGAAUUCCAACUGAAUUUGCAGAGCUUAAAAAAGGAGAUGUUGUACUUGAUUUAGGUUCAGGAGCUGGAAAUGAUUGUUUUAUAGCAAAAGCAUAGGUUGGUGAAAGUGGAAGAGUUAUAGGAGUUGAUAUGACACCUAGUAUGAUAAGAAAAGCUUAAUUAAAUUCAGAUAAAUACAAUAUUAGAAAUGUUGAAUUUAGAUAAGGUGAUAUUACAGAUAUACCAGUUUUAGAUAAUUAUGUUGAUGUUGUUAUUAGUAAUUGUGUAAUCAAUUUGGUACCUGAUAAAAGAAAAGUAUUUUCAGAAAUCCAUAGAGUCUUGAAAUAAAAUGGUCACUUCUCUAUUAGUGAUGUUCUAUCAACUGGAGAUUUACCUUUAGCUAUAAGAUAAGCAUAAGAAUUGCAUAUAGGUGGUGUUUCAGGAGCCCUUAGAAAAGAUGUAUAUUUAAAAACUCUUGAAGAAUUAGGAUUCACUGACAUCAAAAUUAAAAAAGAAAAAGUUAUUGAUUUCCCUGAAGAAUUGAUGUUACAGUAUGUAUCUAAGGAAGUAUUAAAUGAAUUUGAGAAUAGUGGUACCAAAAUUUUAAGUGCAACCAUUUUUGCAAGAAAAAAAUGA
This is a messenger RNA of Paramecium primaurelia, 912 nucleotides long. Lineage: Eukaryota; Ciliophora; Oligohymenophorea; Peniculida; Parameciidae. The record is from the annotation of a GenBank genome assembly.